This is a messenger RNA of Raphanus sativus (radish), 1275 nucleotides long. RefSeq lists its product as uncharacterized. The coding region runs from base 1 to 1275 and encodes 424 amino acids. The transcript has a single exon. The record is from RefSeq and is a predicted model, not a curated record. Lineage: Eukaryota; Viridiplantae; Streptophyta; Magnoliopsida; Brassicales; Brassicaceae.
AUGGCUUCUUCUUCUCAUUAUCAUUACCACAGAGAAGAUAAUGAUCAAUUAGAUUCCAUGUUUGAUGAUUUAUCUGAAGAAGACGGUGAUAUUUUUCCAGAACCUAAAGAGCGCAAGAAACGAAUUUUUAUCGAGAGAAACCGGGAAGAAGGCGCCACCAAACUCUGGAAUGAUUAUUUUAGUGCAACUCCAACAUACGGGCAUCGUUUAUUUCGGCGACGGUUUCGAAUGAACAAACCGUUGUUCAUGCGUAUUGUCAAUCGUCUCUCUACCGAAGUACCAUAUUUUCGCCCAACACAAGAUGCAACCGGGCGAUCUGGUCUAACUCCGCUCCAAAAAUGUACUGCAGCAAUUCGUCAAUUGGCAUACGGUGGUGGGGCUGAUACAGUUGACGAGUAUGUACGACUAGGUGAAACAACUGCUGCAAAAUGUUUGCACCGUUUUGCUGCAGGAAUAAUCCACUUGUUUGGAGAUCAAUAUCUAAGACGCCCUACACCGGAGGAUCUUCAAAGACUACUCUUUGAAGGAGAAGAACGUGGCUUUCCGGGGAUGAUUGGAAGCAUCGAUUGUAUGCAUUGGGAGUGGAAGAAUUGUCCUUCCGCUUGGAAAGGAAUGUAUUCACGAGGAACCGGAAAACCAACACUUGUAUUGGAGGCGGUAGCUUCAUAUGACCUCUGGAUAUGGCACGCGUUUUUUGGAGCUCCAGGUACAAUGAACGACCUUAAUAUUCUUGAUCGCUCACCUGUUUUUGAUGACAUUAUUAACGGAAUAGCUCCGCAAGUCAACUUCAACGUCAACGGAAGAGAGUAUCACUUGGCUUACUAUCUCACAGAUGGUAUUUAUCCACAAUGGGCGACUUUUAUUCAAUCUAUCCGACUUCCACAGGGUGAGAAAAAUAAACUAUUUGCUAAAAGGCAAGAAUCAGUCCGAAAGGAUGUUGAGCGUGCCUUUGGAGUCCUGCAAGCUAGAUUCGCCGUUGUUAAAAAUCCAUCUAAAUUAUGGGAAAAAGAAAAAAUAAAAAAUAUAAUGAAAGCUUGCAUCAUACUCCACAAUAUGAUUGUCGAAAAUGAACGAGGUUCAUACAGUCUGCGUAACAUUUCCGAAUUUAUUGACGGAGAAGGAGAAGGUGCAUAUUCCGUCGGUCUAGAUGAUACACUACGCAAUACAAUUGAUGCUCGAAGAAGGAUUCAGGAUACACCAACAAAUCAUCGAUUAAAAGCUGAUUUGAUUGAAAAUAUAUGGGCUAAAUUUGGACAUCUUCCAAAUAACAUAUAA